GAAUGGCUGGCGAAGUACACGGUACAUACACUCACGCCGACUUCAGCCCAAAGUCUAAGACAUACAUACAUGGCUGAAAGGUACCUGUAUAAAUAACACCAACAUCGCUUUUUAAAUCGACGGGCGCCCCCGUUCUCCCGUGCAAAUAGAUUGCGGAUCCAGGUAUUCGGAAUUCCUCGUCUAGUCGCACUUUAUAUGUACUAGAGAUAGCCGGACCAGACGCAUUAAGAUUUCUGUCAAACGCUUUGACAUACUUUGCAACUCUCGCAUUUCCCCAUCUCGUUUGGAUUGGUAUCGGAAGUGAUAAAAGAUAAAAGAUGGAUAUGUCAACGAGUAUGAGCAUGUCCAUGUCUAUGGACAUGUCGUCUACAGCAACUGCUACUGCCGCAGCGUCAACGUCGACUGGGUCGUCUAUGGAUAUGAGCGGGAUGUCAAUGGGGGGCGAUAGCUGCAAGAUUUCCAUGCUUUGGAAUUGGAACACCAUCGAUGCGUGUUUCCUCGCCUCAUCAUGGCACAUUACGUCGUCCGGAAUGUUCGCUGGCUCUUGCAUUGGCGUCAUACUAUUGACUAUGUCGUUGGAGUUUCUACGCAGGACCGUAAAGGAAUAUGAUCGUUAUCUUGUCCGAAAACACACCUCAGUCCCUGUUGCUGCCAUGCCGACGUCUUCUAAAGACAGUGACAGCAAGGAUGCGAUAACGAGUUCGGCACCUCUUAACCCGGGCGCAAGGAAUUCAGUAGGCUUCAGACCAACGAUAUUCGAGCAAGCUAUUCGGGCGUUACUGCACAUGGUCCAGUUCGCGGUGGCGUAUUUCAUCAUGUUAUUAGCAAUGUACUUCAACGGUUACAUCAUCAUCUGCAUCUUUAUCGGGGCUUACAUUGGCGCCUUUAUCUUCCAUUGGGAGUAUAUCGACGGAGGGCGCGGUGCGACUAGUGCGAGUCAGGAGCCUACUGUGUGCUGCGCGUAGAUUUGCCGCUCGGGUUGUUGACGUGUCACCGAGUAUCACGACGUCGUCUUUGUCAUACGAGGUUUCGGAGAGUGACGAAGCAGCUUAUGUGGGUUUUGAGGGAUACAACACUAUGUUGAUCAUAGGGUAGUUGAUAAUAGGCUUAUAAUUAUAGGUAGGUUUGGGUGUUUGUGUGAGACCUAGUAAGGAAGACAGGUGCGUAGGGUUGGGCUUAUCAUUGUCGCUGUUCCUCCGUUAGGUCAUGGCGGAGCGGUGAGAUCAUACCUACUUACAAUUACUAGUUACUGUCCCUUCUUGAAUGAAUAUUAAGGCAUCUCAUUAAUACUGAGUGGAUUCCUAUUUCUUCUUUCCGUGUUGUUUUCGGCUGAUACAUGUUAUCCAACAAACUGAUUAUGUAAUCAACCCCUGAGCCAUCAGUUACCUACCUACCUACCUACCUGGACUCGAAAGCAUAGUACGAAAAAAUAAACCAAAAUAACCUAUUGUUUAUAA
Molecule: messenger RNA, 1457 nt
Organism: Annulohypoxylon maeteangense
Lineage: Eukaryota; Fungi; Ascomycota; Sordariomycetes; Xylariales; Hypoxylaceae
Product: Ctr copper transporter family-domain-containing protein
Exons: 4
Coding region: 318-965 (215 amino acids)
Biological process (GO): copper ion transmembrane transport
Cellular component (GO): membrane
Molecular function (GO): copper ion transmembrane transporter activity
Source: RefSeq, a predicted model, not a curated record